AUGAAUACAAGUUCAAAAUUACCAUCAAGUUUGCAUCCACUCAUUGCUGGUGGAGCAAGUGCAUUUAUAACAACAACAUUAUAUCAACCAUUAGAUUUUCUUAAAACUCAAAUACAAGAACCUAAAGAGGGAAUUUCCAAACGUUCGAUACGAUCAAUAACGAAAUAUACUAUACAACAAUAUUCACCACUUCGUUUAUGGCGUGGUUUAACACCGUCUUUAUUUCGUGCUGUACCUGGUAGUGCUCUUUAUUUUCAUUUACUCAAUGUACUCAAAGAAAAAAUACCAAAAUCCCAACAAACAGUUUUCGUUAAUGGAGUUUGUGGUGCUGUAGCUCGAGGUGUCGCUGAUUUAGCUGUUUUUCCAUUUACAUUAAUCAAAGCUAGACUUGAAAGUUCUCGAUAUACAACAAUGAAUAUGAUUGCUAUCAUUAAACAGGUAUACUCAAUUCAUGGUUUACAAGGUUUUUAUACUGGUCUUCUACCUACUUUAGCACGAGAUCUUCCAUUUUCUGGUAUUUAUUAUAUGUCCUAUCGUAAAUUGAAAGAUAUAUUUUCACAUGAUACGAAUAUUCCAUUAAAUAAAAAUUGGAUAACAUCUCAAGCUUUUAUAAGUGUCGCAGCUGGUUUAGUUGCAUCGUUUGUUACUCAACCAGCUGAUGUCAUUAAAACAUAUCGACAAGUAGCUCCAACUGAUUAUAAAAAUGUUUCUAUAACAGUUAAAUUUAUUAUUAAAACAUAUGGUUUAAUUGGUUUUGGAAGUGGUUUUCUUCUUCGAGCAUUUCGUCGUACACUUGUAGCUGCAACAGCUUGGACUUUAUAUGAAUCAUUUUUAAAAUAA
Messenger RNA from Rotaria sordida, 840 nucleotides. NCBI's taxonomy places the organism in Eukaryota, Metazoa, Rotifera, Eurotatoria, Philodinida, Philodinidae. The record is from the annotation of a GenBank genome assembly.